AUGAGUGCUACUGCAGCCACCAAGUGUUACCGUUGUUACGAAUCGGGACAUUUCGCUCGUGAAUGCACGCGUGCUGAAAGAAACGAAAGAAGCGACAGAAUGUUCAACAGCAAUCGAGGAGGACGAGAAAAUAAGUGUUACAAAUGCAACGCUCAUGGUCAUUUUGCCCGUGAUUGUAAAGAAGAUCAAGACAGGUGUUAUCGUUGCAGCGAGAUUGGCCACAUCGCCCGAGACUGCGUCAGAUCGGACUCAUCGCCCCAGUGUUACUCUUGCAAAGGUGUAGGUCAUAUCGCUCGUGAUUGCCCAGAUUCGUCGUCAAAUAAUUCCAGACAUUUUUCUGCUAAUUGCUACAAUUGCAAUAAAACUGGUCAUAUGGCACGAGAUUGUCCGAAUAGUGGUGGUGGAAAAACGUGUUACGUUUGCAGAAAACAAGGUCAUAUUAGCAGAGAUUGUCCUGACAAUUAA
Planococcus citri (citrus mealybug) is the source of this 465-nucleotide messenger RNA. RefSeq names its product DNA-binding protein HEXBP-like. The record is from RefSeq and is a predicted model, not a curated record. NCBI's taxonomy places the organism in Eukaryota, Metazoa, Arthropoda, Insecta, Hemiptera, Pseudococcidae. Gene Ontology annotation, molecular function: zinc ion binding; single-stranded RNA binding; translation regulator activity. The coding region runs from base 1 to 465 and encodes 154 amino acids. The transcript has a single exon. Gene Ontology annotation, cellular component: cytoplasm. Gene Ontology annotation, biological process: positive regulation of cytoplasmic translation.